Messenger RNA from Salvia splendens (bonfire salvia), 2499 nucleotides. RefSeq names its product probable LRR receptor-like serine/threonine-protein kinase At3g47570. Gene Ontology annotation, molecular function: ATP binding; protein kinase activity; protein binding. The record is from RefSeq and is a predicted model, not a curated record. NCBI's taxonomy places the organism in Eukaryota, Viridiplantae, Streptophyta, Magnoliopsida, Lamiales, Lamiaceae. The transcript is spliced from 2 exons. The coding region runs from base 1 to 2499 and encodes 832 amino acids. Gene Ontology annotation, biological process: protein phosphorylation.
AUGCUUUUGGGGACUAUCCCACCAUUUCUAGGAAAUCUCACAGAUCUAUUACACCUUUCGUUACGAGAUUGUGGCUUGCAAGGAGAGAUUCCCGAGUCCCUCGCUCAGCUUAGAACAUUGCGGUUUCUAGUUAUGGGUAACAAUGAUCUAACUGGCUCUAUUCCAUUAGGACUCUAUAAUCUUUCAAGUGUCUAUGCUUUCGCAUUUGGUUUCAAUAGACUCCAUGGGAAUGUACCAACAGACGUAGGCUCUACACUUCCCAAGUUGACGCUCCUUGAUUUGCAGUAUAAUCAUUUCACAGGAGUGCUUCCAUCUUCGCUAUCGAACUCUUCCCUUAUUGAACAUCUGUACAUACAAAGGAACAACUUCAACGGAAAGAUUGUCGAUUUGACAAAGCUUUCAUCUCUUGAAAUGCUUUUGGUUGCAUAUAACCGUUUCAAUGGAGAUGUAGGUGCUAUUUUAUCAUCCCUCACAAACUGCACCAACCUUGAGGUUAUUACGUUGGAGGAUAACCAUUUCACUGGUUCGUUACCAGAGUCCAUUGGAAAUCUUUCUCAUCACUUGUUUCUCUUGACCGUUCAUCGAAACCAGUUAAGUGGAAGCAUUCCAUCUAGUAUAGGAAACCUUGUUGGUCUCAAUACUUUAGCAACUUUUAGCAAUAAUAUAAACGGUCCAAUUCCUUCCUCCAUUGGAAAACUUCAUAAGUUGCAAGAAAUCAGUCUCGCUGAGAAUAGACUGACAAAUCAGAUACCAUCUUCAUUAGGCAACUUGACUUUGUUGAACGCUCUUUAUGUAGGAUCAAACCAUCUUUCUGGGAGUAUACCUCAAAGUCUUGGCAAUUGUAGCAACUUGUUGUUUUUAGACCUUUCAUAUAACAAUCUCAGUGGCUCAAUACCACCCGAAAUCAUUAAGCUUUCCUCCAUCUCCAUUGGACUUGACCUAUCUCACAACGUUUUGACGGGUACUGUUCCAUCAGAAGUUGGGGCUUUGAGAAACCUUGGGGACAUGGACUUGUCACACAAUAGAUUAUCCGGAACCAUUCCUCCUUCUAUGGGGAGUUGUGUGAUGCUCAGCUCGCUUCACCUAGGGAGAAAUUCUUUUCAAGGUGAAAUACCUAAUCGUCUGAGUGCUUUGAGAGGUUUAGUAUCUUUGGAUCUUUCAGAGAAUAACCUUUCAGGGAUGAUUCCAAGAUUUCUUGUCGAGUUUCGCUUGUUGUAUCUCAACAUUUCUUUCAAUGAGCUGCAAGGAGAAGUCCCAACUCUGGGAGUUUUCCAAAAUGAAAGUGCAAUCUCACUUGAAGGAAACCAAGAUUUGUGCGGAGGUAUUGCAUCCCUAAACCUUCCUCCUUGUCCAUCAUCACCAAAAUCCAACAAGAGCGGUUUAGGUGAAAUCUUGAUCCCAACUAUUGUUGGAGCCAUAUGCCUAUCCCUUGCAGCGUGCUUCUUUGUGACCGUUAUCUACAGGAGAUGUGCAUUGCAAAAUGUUGGGGCUCCCAUAUUCAAAGCUCAAGACUUUUUGAGGCUCUCUUAUGCAGAUCUAUUGACUGCCACAUGUGGAUUCUCUGAGACGAAUCUGCUUGGUGCAGGGAAAUUUGGAUCUGUAUACAAAGGAAAUAUCAAUGUUGUGGAUGGGCAAACAGAUGCAGCAGUGAAGGUGCUUGAUCUGAGUGUAAGAGGAGCUUGUAAGAGUUUGGUAUCUGAAUGCAAUGCAUUGAGAGGCAUACGACACAGAAACCUGCUCAAGAUUAUGAGUGUGUGUGACAGCACUGAUUUUCAAGGGAAUGAUUUCAAGGCAUUGGUAUAUGAAUUUAUGGCCAACGGAAGCCUAGAGAAUUGGCUGCAUUGCAAUCCUGAGAAUGAAGCGUUUAGAGCUCUAAGUGCUAUUCAGAGACUGAAUAUUGCAAUUGAUAUUGCAUCUGCAGUUGAGUACUUGCAUUGUAGUACUGAUUCCAUAGUUAUUCAUGGAGAUUUGAAGCCGAGAAACAUUCUCUUGGAUCAAGACAUGGUCGCCAAAGUUGGUGAUUUUGGAUUGGCCAAAAUCAUCUCAAGCAUUUCACAUAACAUGUCAUCCACGGAAGGAAGCCGUUCAUCUACAAUCAAGGGUACCAUCGGCUACAUCGCUCCAGAAUAUGGCAUGAGUGAUGUUUUAUCAACACAAGGGGACGUAUACAGCUACGGAAUUCUUCUGCUUGAGUUGUUCACAAAUAGAAGACCCACCAGUGAUGCCUUCGAGGGGUACCAAAAUCUCCAGGAGUUCGUCACCAACGCUUUACCAAACCAUGUAACUGAAGUGGUGGAUCCGUAUCUACAUCAACAAGUGAAUGAAGAUGACAAGUAUUGGGGUUGCAUGGUUUCGAUUUUGAGUAUUGCACUGAGAUGCUCACUUGAACUUCCCAGAGAUCGUACCCCGAUGGGAGAUGUUGUUAAUCAACUGAAAAAGAUAAGAAAUGUCUUUUUUGAAGACAGGCGCGGCAGAAAUGUCGCUUCCUAUCAACGUUAA